Messenger RNA from Necator americanus (New World hookworm), 435 nucleotides. RefSeq lists its product as uncharacterized. The record is from RefSeq and is a predicted model, not a curated record. The coding region runs from base 1 to 435 and encodes 144 amino acids. The transcript has a single exon. NCBI's taxonomy places the organism in Eukaryota, Metazoa, Nematoda, Chromadorea, Rhabditida, Ancylostomatidae.
AUGCAAUCCGAAAAGAUCGAGUACGACGUCAUCAGACUGACCGAGGCGAGACGAUGCUACCCUCUCAACGCCGCCGGAGCUGGAGAAGAACUGUUCUUAGGAACAUGCGACAGUAAAGGAGUUGGUGAAGUUGAUGUCCUCGUCAACACGAGUAUAGCAAAGAAAAUCAACUCUUUCCAACGACUUACGACCCGAAUCGGACGUCUGCGGAUGAAAAGAUGUAGUUCAAUGCCGGCUUUGACUAUUUUCGUCGCUUACGCUCCAAUAUCAAACUAUACACAAGAAGAAGUAGAAGCUUUUUAUAUAGACCUAGAAAGGUCCUGUGGAGAAAACCAUACCUUCUACAAAAUCACUGUGAUGAUUUCAACGUCAAAAUUGGCCUUAAAAGAACACCUGAAAAACUUCACAUCAGGACCAACGCCCAGCAAUAGAUGA